Molecule: messenger RNA, 399 nt
Organism: Cavenderia fasciculata
Lineage: Eukaryota; Evosea; Eumycetozoa; Acytosteliales; Cavenderiaceae
Exons: 1
Coding region: 1-399 (132 amino acids)
Source: RefSeq, a predicted model, not a curated record
AUGGAAGAAAGACAAACUAGACCAACCUAUCAGAUUGGGUCAAGAUGUCCUCUCUGUAGGGAGGACUAUAGCAAAGAAAUGCACAAGUUGGACAACCAUAUUAUACAUUGCUUCUUGUAUCUCAUCGUUGACAUGGAUCGUCUCGACACUGUAAAGGAGACUAUUAAAGAGAUAGAGAUUGACGAACAGAUCAAGAAGAAUGAGAGGGAGAGGGAGAUGGUCGGUGAGAACAAACAUCAAACUUUGACAAGACAAACAAGAAAUUGCAACCAAUCAUUAAUACUACCCUUAGAAGGAGAUUAUAAUAAUACAAGACUAAAGAGAAAAAAGAUUCAAAUACUUUAUACUCUACAAAAACAACAACAACAACAACAACAUCAAAUCAUUAUUGUAAGAUAA